Coprinopsis cinerea okayama7#130 is the source of this 1866-nucleotide messenger RNA. Its product is annotated as mannosidase. Gene Ontology annotation, cellular component: endoplasmic reticulum; membrane. Gene Ontology annotation, molecular function: calcium ion binding; mannosyl-oligosaccharide 1,2-alpha-mannosidase activity. The transcript is spliced from 9 exons. NCBI's taxonomy places the organism in Eukaryota, Fungi, Basidiomycota, Agaricomycetes, Agaricales, Psathyrellaceae. Bases 1 to 1866 code for a protein of 621 amino acids. The record is from RefSeq and is a predicted model, not a curated record. Gene Ontology annotation, biological process: carbohydrate metabolic process; N-glycan processing.
AUGUACAACUUCUCUGUCCAAAAGAUAUCUGCCCGGUUCUCACAGCUCUAUCGAGAACGGCCAACAAGAACAAAGAUCCUCUAUGGCGUUUUGGCUUUCUUCAUUUGCCUUGGACUCUACAAGUCGAUCCCGGACGGCGCGGGGUCAGCCCUUUUUGGAUUCUCUGGGGCGGAUGCGUACAUUCCCGCUAGUGUUUGGCGCUAUCGCGCAGAACGCGUCAAACAGGCCGUUCAACAUGCGUAUCGUGGCUAUGAACUGUAUGCGAUGCCGAAGGAUGAACUACGGCCUUUGACAAAUGAGGGAAUGAACUAUUACAACGGAUGGGCUGUCACGGCCUUUGACUCUCUCGACACACUAUGGUUACUUGGCCUGAAAGAAGAGUACGACCGGGCUCUUGAAGUAGUCCAGAAGGUGGACUUCCAAGUCCCAAUCAAUCCGAGAGGGCUGGUCCCAUUUUUCGAAACUAUUAUUCGAUAUAUGGGCGGACUACUAUCGGCAUAUGCGCUGUCCAAAGAUCCCAUACUCUUGAAACGAGCAGAGGACUUGGCAGAUGCGUUGGAUCCCAUCUUUUCCACUCCGAGCGGUCUGCCCGCCUUUGCAGUUAAUCCACUCAGCAACUGGACUGAUGGAAAUUCGACCGGCGUUUUGGCCGAAAUAGCAAGCUGGCAGUUGGAGUAUACCUACCUUGCUCAUGCAUCUGGGAAAAAGAAGUAUCUAGACCAUGUUCAAAAUCUAAACAAUAUCCUCUAUCAAGCCAACCUCAACGCAUCCAACGGUAUGCUCCCUGUGGGCUGGGAUUUGAAAACAGGGGCACCAGAAACUCGAGAAGUGAAGGUGUCGGUUGGAGCACAGGCGGACAGUGCCCACGAAUAUCUGUUGAAGCAGUACCUUCUCACAGCCCAAACCGACAAGAUUAACCUGGAACUCUACUUGCACACUACUAGCCAUAUCUUGACCAACCUCCUUUAUCUAUCACCUAAGCGCCAGCUGCUAUACGUGACGGACACGGCGUCUUCAAGACUACAGACGCCCCUUGCGAGUCACACCUUCGAACAUCUAUCAUGCUUCCUCCCUGGGCUUUUAGCAUUGGGAGCCCAUACGCUACCACUUGACAACCUCAGAAAGCUUGGAAUCGAUAUCUCGACAUUGGGCACGGAGGCUCGCUUCGGAAAUGCAAGUCAGCUACAUAACAAGGUCGCCAACUUCAAUCUCAAAAAGCUGCAUCUUUGGGCCGCUGAGGGACUGGCGCAGACUUGUUGGUUGACCUACGCGGAUCAACCGACAGGACUCGGUCCGGACGAGAUGUUGAUGCAGUCUUUCGCUCCGGGGGCGUAUAUGUGGAACGAAGAAGCAAAUGCAUGGACGAAAGCACCUCCAGGAGACAACACCUACCUCUGGAUCGAUGCCAUGGAAAAGUGGAAGGAAACGGGGUCAAAAGGGCCUAUUCCCGGUCUCUCGAAUCCUAAGCCAGUCCUUGGGAGGGAAUCUGGGCGGGAUUACUACAUUCGCAGAGCGAAUUACUUGCUCCGGCCAGAGACUGUGGAGUCGUUUUACAUUCUCUGGAAAGUUACCGGUGACGUCAAGUGGCGGACGCGCGGGUGGGCCGUCUUCGAGGCGCUGGAACGGGAAACGAAGACGGAAACCGGAUACGUGACACUGAAGAAUGUCGCGUGGUCGCCACCUCUUCAAGGGAACAGUAUGCCUAGCUUCUUCUUGGCUGAGACAUUGAAGUACCUGUAUCUGUUGUUCUCUGAGGAGGAUCCUCUACCCCUGGACAAAUGGGUGUUCAAUACGGAAGCUCACCCUCUACCUAUUUUCCAAUGGACAGAUGACGAACGUGUUAGAUUUAAUAUUACCUCGUAUUAG